GUAUCUCCAGGGUAAAUGGUGAGGCUAGUCCACACUGAACAUUACACUUUUUCCGAUCAACUCUUCGCUGAAGUCAAGAUGUAUUCAAAGUGUGCUUUUGCCCUCCUCCUGGGGGCUGUCCUCUUCGUGGCAUGUUCACCAUCCGCAGCGUAUGUCUCCGGGGUAGCCAGCAGCUAUGCAGGACGUGCCAAUCAGAGCCACAAUAUGAUCGCUGGUAGCAGACUUCCAGGGGAUCGUCUGGUGCACAGCGAGUACGUCAUCAAGAAAUCAUCUUUGUGGCAGGUCACGUCUCUUGAGAAAAUCUUCAGUGCUCCGAAAUCCGAAAUGAUCACUCAGGUGGUUGCCCGGGAUCUAACUACUGAUGGAACUGGAGCCUAUGCUAAGAUCGUCAGGGGUGGGCCUGGACGCCACAACGUCACCAUAAAAUUCAAGAGCCAGAGGAACCACGGCAUCAAAUUCCAGAUUGAAAUUUACUCUAGACGUUGAGCUGUGACUCAAAGCUGAUACGAAACAAUAUUUUUCCUCUUUCUUAUCGCAAGUUGUAUGAUUUGUGAAAUCGCAAGUCAAUAUUUGACACGUCUUCCAUUCACCUUGAAUAAAGCGAAUAUUGAUAAUGAACAA
Diachasmimorpha longicaudata is the source of this 621-nucleotide messenger RNA. RefSeq names its product probable salivary secreted peptide. Bases 16 to 486 code for a protein of 156 amino acids. NCBI's taxonomy places the organism in Eukaryota, Metazoa, Arthropoda, Insecta, Hymenoptera, Braconidae. The record is from RefSeq and is a predicted model, not a curated record. The transcript has a single exon.